Carcharodon carcharias (great white shark) is the source of this 849-nucleotide messenger RNA. RefSeq names its product eotaxin-like. Gene Ontology annotation, cellular component: extracellular region. Lineage: Eukaryota; Metazoa; Chordata; Chondrichthyes; Lamniformes; Lamnidae. The coding region runs from base 130 to 450 and encodes 106 amino acids. Gene Ontology annotation, molecular function: chemokine activity; CCR chemokine receptor binding. Gene Ontology annotation, biological process: lymphocyte chemotaxis; positive regulation of ERK1 and ERK2 cascade; neutrophil chemotaxis. The record is from RefSeq and is a predicted model, not a curated record. The transcript is spliced from 4 exons.
UCCCUCCUCGAACAGGAAAUCCCCCAACAUACCAUCAAGUAUAAAAGGACUGACUAACUCAGUAGACACAAUAAAGGACUCCAGCUGACUGAGUAUACUGAGUGAAUAGACAAAGUUACAGUCUGUUGAAUGCUUCACUUCUUCAACAACAUGCGCCUGAAGGUUGCUGUGAUCCUGGUUCUCUUCUCUGCUGUCUCAGUCUUAAGUAGACGUUUCCAAGGUCCCGGAAUAGUUUCUACAAACUGCUGCACCAAGGUGUCCCGAAGGCUGAUUCCAUUUCAGGUUACACACUACAGGAUACAGCCAGAGUUGUCUCCCUGCGUUGAAGCAAUCAUAUUUUACACGGUGAAAAAAGGACCUCUCUGUGCUGACCCGAAAGCACGCUGGGUAUCAAGAAAGAUUAAAGAGAUUAAUGCCAGGAUGCAGAGUGACGGGGCCAAUGUCAACUGAAUUGCCUCCUGGAAGAUUGAGAAAAUACGGAAUCUGACAUUUUCCUCUUGUUAAAUUAGUUUAUGUAUAUAUUAUUAUAUGUUAAUAUAUAUGUUAAUGGGAUGUGCUUGUCCAGAACAAAAAUAAAAAUACCUGGAAAAACUUUGCAGCUCUGGCAGCUUCUGCGGAGAGGAACACAGUUAAUGUUUCGCGUCAGCAUUGCUUGUCCAGCAUCGCACUGUAUAUAAAACCAUUUUGUGAAUCUUAAUUUAUUUCCAGUGCCAUUCAGGCAAUGUAGCACUGUUUCAAUGCUGUUUUCAUUUUAUUUCAUAAAUAUGUAAAUUUAUACAUUUAUGUUAUACUUUUUGUUGAUGUUGAAAUUAUUUUUAGCAAAAAAAUAAAAACAAACUUUCUUAAAAA